AUGGAUUACAACCAGUGGACCCAAAUGUUUUUGAGGCAGAUCCACAUCUCCUUCACCAGAGAUUUCUGGCCGGGCGUCCCCUUGGCUUUCCAGGCCAGAGUUCUAGUUCUAUGGCAGCUUGCAUCCGGUGUUAGUCGGAACGCUCCGCGGAUGGAGCAGAGACACCUCAGGUAUCGUAGCCCUAUGGGUAGCAUGCCGUACUUCUUCCAUGACGCGAUCGUCUGGGAGCUGGAAGACUGUUUGUGGCUUCAUUAG
Neurospora tetraspora is the source of this 255-nucleotide messenger RNA. RefSeq lists its product as uncharacterized. The record is from RefSeq and is a predicted model, not a curated record. Lineage: Eukaryota; Fungi; Ascomycota; Sordariomycetes; Sordariales; Sordariaceae. The coding region runs from base 1 to 255 and encodes 84 amino acids. The transcript has 3 exons.